GUAACACUCAAUCCAUCAUUCCGAGGUCAACUCCUUUCGAUUCCAUGACAUCGAAACAACUCUGUAUGGAUCACCAAUGCCCUCAACAAUGUCAUAUAAUCUGGGCAUAACUCGACAACUUUCCUCCCAGUUCUCCUCCCCGACCUCGCCUCGUUUUGCGCGAUCCCCAUCCCCAUCCCCGACGACCAAUCCUACCUCUCUAGCUUCUCCUCACGAUGAUGUUACGGAAGACAACAAAUCCAUCCUUAUCGAACGACUCAAUGAUAUUGUGCAAAGGCUCAACCAGGAUAGUUCAGUCGACGAUGACACCGUAACGAAAAUCCAUAGGGAUGUGGACUACAUUGAGAGGUUGAUAAAGACGGGAGCAAGUCGCUCAAGACGUCCAAGUGUUAUCGGGCUUGGGAUCGAUGAUAUGAUUGACGGGAGAGACUACACGAAUCGAGAGGCCGUUUGGGAACCGGCGCCGAGUAUUGAGUUAAAAAAUCCAAAAAGGAGAGAACGAGCGAAAAGGGGGGAUGAUAUGAGUUCCAGUAUUGCCCAGAAAGUUGCUCAUGAAGCAGAGGGUCUUGCUAUUCAGUUGUCGAACAGCGUCUCAGAGUUGCAAAAGCGAAAGGAGGAAAGUGACGUGAGUUAUCAGACUCACUAGGUUUGGAAGCGACAGGACUAAUGAUUGCUUAGCGUAUCCACGAUAUCCUCCUCUCUCGACUCGAAAAUUCCAAGGAACGAAUUAUGUUUCUCGAAUACCGGAUCAGUGAGAUGGAAGAAGACUUUGACGCCAACCAAAGCGAGCUCCAAUUUCUUCGCAUCCAGCAAAAAGCCAUUGAAGUACAAUAUCCUAAAGAGGUCGAAGACGAGGAUUUAACACAAAGCAUUCAGAAUUGGAAGAUCGAUUGGGAGGAAGUCGAUCGGAAAAGUAAAGCUAGGAGGAAGAAAUUCUGUAUGAAAGUAACGAGACCCGAAGAAGAGACAGCUUCUGUCGCGGAAACCUCUGCAGUUUCAGUGUAUACUGGUGUUUGAUUAUUGUACAAACCAUGUACUGUUAGCGACGAUGGGAAAGGGGAGCUGGAACUCCUUUGCGCACAUGCACUUUUUGACUGGAUAUUGGGCGUGGCUCGGGCUAUUGGUAUUUGAGUAAUACC
Molecule: messenger RNA, 1139 nt
Organism: Hymenoscyphus albidus
Lineage: Eukaryota; Fungi; Ascomycota; Leotiomycetes; Helotiales; Helotiaceae
Source: the annotation of a GenBank genome assembly